Messenger RNA from Choloepus didactylus (southern two-toed sloth), 472 nucleotides. RefSeq names its product small nuclear ribonucleoprotein polypeptide F (gene SNRPF). Gene Ontology annotation, molecular function: RNA binding. The transcript has 4 exons. The record is from RefSeq and is a predicted model, not a curated record. Gene Ontology annotation, cellular component: catalytic step 2 spliceosome; U1 snRNP. The coding region runs from base 131 to 391 and encodes 86 amino acids. Gene Ontology annotation, biological process: spliceosomal snRNP assembly; mRNA splicing, via spliceosome. NCBI's taxonomy places the organism in Eukaryota, Metazoa, Chordata, Mammalia, Pilosa, Megalonychidae.
ACGCUGCUGUUUGGCGGCCAUUUCUCUUGAAGCUUAGCGACUCCAGGUCUAAGGUAGCGGCGCCAUUCACGAGGGACGGACGACAGCGGAGUCGGCGGCGAGUGGCCUGCAGCAUUCGCUGGUAGUCGUGAUGAGUUUACCCCUCAAUCCCAAACCUUUCCUGAAUGGAUUAACAGGAAAGCCUGUGAUGGUGAAACUCAAAUGGGGAAUGGAGUACAAGGGCUACCUGGUAUCUGUAGAUGGCUAUAUGAACAUGCAGCUUGCAAAUACAGAAGAAUACAUAGAUGGGGCAUUGUCUGGACACCUGGGUGAAGUUUUAAUAAGGUGUAAUAAUGUCCUUUAUAUCAGAGGUGUUGAAGAAGAGGAGGAAGACGGGGAAAUGAGAGAAUAGCAUCUUGUGUGGUUUUUUUUUUUUUUUUUAAUAUAUGUAUAUUUCUAGACAAUAAAGAUUUCUUUGUUUUUCAUCUUGACU